CUCCUCUUUCCUCCUGCGCUCCCACCCUCACUGACUCUCGCGAGAGCCCUACAGGCUAUAAAGAUAGUGCCGCGAACUUGCGCGCGCUUCGUGAGUCUUCUUCCUGGAGUGCAGGCCUUGGUAUUUGCGUCUCCCACCCGCUGAUAGCAAGAUGUCUUCAGGAAGUGCUAGAAUUGGGCACCAGGCCCCCAACUUCAGAGCUACAGCUGUUAUGCCAGAUGGCCAGUUCAAAGAUAUCAGCCUAUCUGACUACAGAGGAAAAUAUGUGGUGUUCUUCUUUUACCCUCUUGACUUUACCUUUGUGUGCCCCACGGAGAUCAUUGCUUUCAGUGAUAGGGUGGAAGAAUUUAAGAACCUCAACUGCCAAGUGAUUGGUGCUUCUGUGGAUUCCCACUUCUGUCACCUGGCAUGGAUCAACACACCCCGGAAACAAGGAGGACUGGGAUCCAUGAACAUUCCCUUGGUAUCAGACUCCAAGCGCACCAUUGCUCAGGACUACGGGGUCUUAAAGGCUGAUGAAGGCAUCUCAUUCAGAGGCCUCUUUAUCAUUGAUGACAAAGGUAUCCUUCGUCAGAUCACCGUAAACGACCUUCCUGUUGGCCGUUCUGUGGAUGAGACUCUGAGACUGGUUCAGGCUUUCCAGUUCACUGACAAACAUGGGGAAGUGUGCCCAGCUGGCUGGAAACCUGGCAGUGAUACCAUCAAGCCUGAUGUCCAGAAGAGCAAAGAAUAUUUUUCUAAGCAGAAGUGAGCACUGGGCAGUUACAGGGUCAUGGCAGCAGUCAACAGCCAUGUGAACAAAACAUCUCUUUUACUAUUUUCAUGUUUAAAACAUAAUAUCUUAGAUUUAGGCCAGAUGUGGUACGGGACAGGACAGGCCUUUCGUGCAGGGUUUGGGGAGGCUGGCAUUUCUUUUUCUGGAGGAAAUGGCCUGAACUAAUGGAGCGGGCCAACUGAUGUAUACAGUAGUGGGGCAUCACCUUUUAUCUUUUGUAGUUUCUAUUAAACUUGAACUGAGA
Messenger RNA from Pteronotus mesoamericanus, 1019 nucleotides. RefSeq names its product peroxiredoxin 1 (gene PRDX1). Gene Ontology annotation, cellular component: cytosol. The record is from RefSeq and is a predicted model, not a curated record. Gene Ontology annotation, molecular function: thioredoxin peroxidase activity. Gene Ontology annotation, biological process: removal of superoxide radicals; response to oxidative stress; cell redox homeostasis. The transcript is spliced from 6 exons. Lineage: Eukaryota; Metazoa; Chordata; Mammalia; Chiroptera; Mormoopidae. The coding region runs from base 152 to 751 and encodes 199 amino acids.